Molecule: messenger RNA, 1757 nt
Organism: Oryzias melastigma (Indian medaka)
Lineage: Eukaryota; Metazoa; Chordata; Actinopteri; Beloniformes; Adrianichthyidae
Product: dynein assembly factor 3, axonemal
Exons: 11
Coding region: 215-1561 (448 amino acids)
Biological process (GO): motile cilium assembly; axonemal dynein complex assembly
Source: RefSeq, a predicted model, not a curated record
AAAGCGGUUGCUUAGCGACGGAACCCAAACUUUUCUCAGGACGGUGAGGAAACUUUACUCAGCUCAAGUGCGUUUAUUAAUAGGAUAUAUAACAUGUUGCAGAAGGACGUUUACUAUUUUUGCUCUUUCUGCUAACUUAGAAGGAUUUUAGGUGUAAAUAAACAAACCAUUUUAAUCGAAGAAGGAGUUUCUUUUGUUUUUUGGUCAUAACGGGAUGAGUUCUGGACGGAAGUCUGAGGGGGCGGGGUGUAUCACCUGGUGGGGGUUCAGUCCUGCACUGGACCUGCUCAGUUUGGGUCCUGUUGGAUCUGAGGAUGAAAUCAAAGUUCUACUGGUUGGCAGUGGAGAUCCAAGACAUAUCUUAAAGACUAUCGCCGGUUUGCAGGAUAAACGUCUCCAUGUAUAUGUGACAGAAACCUGCAUGGAGUUGGUGGCUCGGCAGAUGCUGCUGCUCUACAUAGCUCUGAUUCCUCAAGAAAUCAUGGGAACCACUGAGAAAACAGAAGUUUUCCUUGAAGUGUUUGGGAACUGUGAAAUCCGAAGUCAGACGGAGGAAAUUGUGCGACAAGCGGCAUCACAGCUCCAUCUGUUUGUUACCGAGACAAUAGAGACGAGCACACACGACUGCUUCAACACAACGCAGCUAAAGUUUAAGGAAAGAGAUGAAUUAGCCAAGAUAUUUAAGUCAUGGACCUCGUCAUCCUCAUCUCAGCAUCCAGCUCCAGUCUCCAUGUCCAAAGCCUGGGAUUACCGAGUGCGGCAGCAUCUGGGCUCACGCUACGACUCCCGGGAAGGCUGUUUCGACUGGGACCUUCACAUGAAGCUUCACAAGAAAGGGUGUGGCGUGAUAAACAAACGGCAGUAUGAGCGAUGGAGGGGGCAGGGAUUGGCGUUUGAAAUGAGGGAAGGCAUCUAUCAAAUUCCCAACCCCACUUUGCUCUCAUCGAGAGUGUUCAGUCGAGCGGGAGACUCGGUGGCGUACAGAGGAUACUGGGGAGACAUCGUUUCCAGCCCCUACCUCUCAUUUGGGAUUGAAACUGAUGACAUGAGCAUGAUGAAGACACAAAAUGGGAAACACAUCAAGACGGCGCAGGACAUUUCUUUUGCAAACGUGCAGGGAUUGUUCCAGACUUUGUCCAGGAGACGGAGAAAUCUUUCUACUUCUAAACCUGAAAAGGAAACAGAGAAGUCAUCCAUGCAGAUUGACCUGAAAUCUUUGAUGAUUAAAGAUUUGAUGCACCUGAAUGGAGUCUCCUUGACAUUCCUUCCCUUGGAAUCAGUUCACAAACUCCCAGACAAGCAGAAAUACUCCCAUUUCUUUAAUUUCAUUUACUUUUCUGUAAGCUGCCUGCACCAGUUAGGCCCCAUGUUGGGACAGAUUGCAGCACCAGACGCUGUACUCGUCAUGGAGUUGGCCAAGUACAUUUUGGAUCUAAACAAAGAGCAGGAAGCAGGUUUUGCAAAGAAAGCAGCAAGCCUGGCUCUCCAGGCCGGGUUUGAAGCAAGGCAUGAUGGGAGCAGUAAUGAUGUCCAUGCAAUCUUUGUGGAACAGAAAAAGUGAAAGUGUUUUGAUUUGUUAUAAGUAUUUGAAAGGAAUUCGUUUACAAGAUACAACAAGUUAAAAUGACGUUUGAUUGUCAUAAAACACAAAAACGAUAAACUCAAACGUCAUUUAUAUUUCUUUAUUUCAUUCAGGCCUGUAUUUUAACAGCUACAAAUGCAAAUCAAAUAAAUAUGUUCCUGUAAAUUUUGCUUUA